Symbiodinium necroappetens is the source of this 1182-nucleotide messenger RNA. The record is from the annotation of a GenBank genome assembly. NCBI's taxonomy places the organism in Eukaryota, Dinophyceae, Suessiales, Symbiodiniaceae.
AUGGAUGACUGGCAGUCUGCAGCGUGGCGAGGCUGGCUCGCAGCCCAAGGUUGUGGCAUAGUCAGCGAUUCUACUCGCCUGAAGUGGUCCUGUGCAAGAUCAAGCUCGAAGGCUCGUCCCGACUUCGUCGCGCUGCCGACACUUGCUUGCCGCCUAUGCCAGGUCAUAGACUGCCCGACUGCCAGCAGCAGGGCGCUAGUGGUUGGUCCCUACAUUGACAAGGCAUUGUCGCUGCUGGCAGCUGCUGCUGAAGGCAAGGCAAUGCGCUUAAUCGUCCUUUCUUCUGCCAGCCUCUUGGAGGUGGGGCAAAGCUUUGCGGCGGUGCGACGAUGGCUGAUGACACAAGCAGAAGCGCAGGCUGGCAGUGUCAUUGUCCUGGUUCGGCCUGUGAAAUGGUUCUCGCAACAACGGCAUGCCGGUGAUGAUUUCGCAGGCCUCCUGCACCAGGUGGUCGAGCGGUGCAAGUGGGUGCAGUCCACUUGUGAGUUUCGACGAGGACAAGGAAUUGUCUUCUUGUCGCUCCUCACGGCUUCGCCCCCAAGUGCAUGGCAGAAGGUCUUCAGUGAAGUGAUUCACUUGGAGCAAGAGUUGGCGGGUGCCAGUGACGACAGUAAGCAAAGAUCGCCAACGCCUGGCCGUGUGGGCACGGAAGCUGACGCCGAUCCGCAACAGAUCGUCUCUGCCUUCCUGUCUUCACUCACAGUCUUGCGGCCUGGCAUAUUGGUGCCUGCUGAGGUCAAGGACUGGCUAAUGGACGCUGUGAGAGCAUGCACCAGCACUGCAGCAGGCCAACCGCCGUCUUGUGUGGCACUCGUUGGUCCUCCAGGCUGUGGCAAGACAUCCAUGCUGCAGUCUUUGAAACAUCUGCCGUUUCAAGUGUUGCCGAUGUCCAUCCCACAGCUGAUCAAUGCUGGCAUAGGCGACACGCAGUUGGCCGUGCGGAGGCUCUUCGAAGCGGCACAGCUGCAGCCUUCCUGCGUCACCCUGGAUGAUGCAGACGAUUUGUUCUUGCAGGCUUCACUUGACAACUGUAACCACGGUGUCUCUGAUCUCCUUGUCGAGCUUGUCCAUAUGCUGGACACAUGCUGCUCGCGAAGACUGCUCUUCAUUCUCACGUGUUCAACAAAUCGGAUCCCGCCUUCACUGGCAUGUCGCUUGCAGUUCUUCAGCCUGAAUGCUUGA